Molecule: messenger RNA, 1041 nt
Organism: Hymenoscyphus albidus
Lineage: Eukaryota; Fungi; Ascomycota; Leotiomycetes; Helotiales; Helotiaceae
Source: the annotation of a GenBank genome assembly
AUGACGUUCCUUUCAACCCUCCUACUUUCUUGUUCCCUCUUCACCGCAUUCUCUCAUUCUGCCUCCGUCAAUGUCCGAGAAGUGGCCAAAGUCGAUGCAGGCAUGGCGUUGGAGAACCUCGCAGUGCGGUCAAAUGGCAUGAUCCUUUUGACCGGGCUCAACAGCUCAAUACUUUAUCAAUUCGACACAACUAGCGAAGCGGCGCCCAUUCCCAUUGCACAGAUUCCACAAGUCAACUCGUUGAUGGGAAUAGUCGAGAUUUCACCCGAUCUUUUCGCCAUAGCAGCUGGAAAUUACUCCAGAGAUACAUCAGCAAUUCCACAGUCUUUCUCAAUGUGGGCCAUUAACCUUGAAGGAUGCGGAUGUAACGAGACAAACACUCAACCUGCUCUCUCAAAAAUUGCCGACAUGCCCGAUGCCAGUUUCUUGAACGGCCUGGCCAUAAUCCCGCCCUCCCCGGAAGCAGGACUUACAAAUGCCACCAUUCUGGCCACUGAUACAAUUUCGGGCCAGAUCUUCCACGUCAACCCAACAACAGGUGCACAAGAGUCCGUUCUCAAGUCAAUUGUCACUGGCAAGCCCAAACUCGGUGCUGUCAGUGUUGGUGUCAACGGAAUCGAAUUUCGAUUACAAACCGAUACCCUUUAUCUCAUGAAUACCGUCACUGGUGUAUACAGCUCAAUCGAUCUUGUCAUCGAAUAUCCAGACGACAGACCUCUGCCAGAAAUUAACCCCAUUGGAGAAUUCAAAAUAAUCGCGCAAUCUAUUAGAGGUGAUGAUUUUGCCUUGGAACAGGAUGGAACUGCUAUCGUUGCAGCCAAUCAAAUGAACACCAUAUUCGAAGUUGCCCUUGAUGGUAUGAUCUCUACGCUACUCGGAGGCAUCAACUCAACGGAGACCGUUGGUCCAACCUCUAUUGCGUUUGGAAGAACGCCUGCGGACAGAGAGUCCAUUUACAUAACUUUGAAUGGAUUUCCAACCGAUCCUCUUGCUACGGUGUCCGAAGGCGGACGUCUUCUUCAUAUUACUAGAGGCAACUAA